Molecule: messenger RNA, 930 nt
Organism: Lycium ferocissimum
Lineage: Eukaryota; Viridiplantae; Streptophyta; Magnoliopsida; Solanales; Solanaceae
Exons: 3
Source: RefSeq, a predicted model, not a curated record
AUGUGUGAAGGAGAACUAGUCUCUGUGUUCAUCAGAUCCCAGGAGCCUGAUUUUUACAACAGAAUGUUGACCAUGGCUGGAAGACCGUUUGUUGAAUUCGUCAAAAUGGGAGAAGCUAUAGAAGAUGGUCUCAAAUUCGGGAAAAUAGUUAGUCUCUUCAACAAGUCAUCUAGACAAGCUACUGCAGGAAUCUUCCGCAAGAAGAAAGAGGACGUGGAAAGCAUAUCCCACUUUCCAAAUCCAAGCCCAAAUGAACCACAAUCCACCCACAUAACUACACCCCUCAUAAAUUAUCCAACGCCUGUGUAUUACGCACAACCAAGCUUCACCACCACUGUGCCAGCUUACACGGCCCCGUCUAGUGUCCGAGGAAAUGGACACAGCACAGAGGACUGUAUAAAUCUCAAGCACAAAAUUAAAGAUCUGAUUGACAAAAGGGAAAUCACUUUGGAAACUGCAGCUCCCAAUAUGAACACAAACCCGUUGCCUAACCAUGGAAACAAUGGAGUCCACAUGAUUGAGAGGAAUGAGGACUGGGAAGCUUGCAGAGCAUUGAACCCCAAAAGGUCGAAUCCCUGGGACACACAUGCAAGCAAUGAAGAUUUGGCUGAACUGGUAGCCCAUAUCAUCGGCGAACACAAAAUCUGCUUCUCAAAAGAGGAUUUGCCAGUAGAAUCAACUGCUCACGGCAGAGCCCUUAACAUCACCGUGGAAUGGCAUGGUAAAGCAAUACGGAGGGUACUGGUGGACACUGGAUCAGGCCUCAAUAUUUGCCCUAUCACCACAUUGACCUACCAUGGCUGCGACGUAGGCAAGAUUCGCCAUAGUGGAACAAACGUCAGGGGAUUUGAUGGGUCUCUAACUGAUUCUCUUGGAGAGAUAGACCUGCAGAUCCAGGUUGGACCUGCCUCUUUCACAACAGAAUUUCAG